This is a messenger RNA of Parascedosporium putredinis, 2487 nucleotides long. NCBI's taxonomy places the organism in Eukaryota, Fungi, Ascomycota, Sordariomycetes, Microascales, Microascaceae. The record is from the annotation of a GenBank genome assembly.
AUGGAAGAACCUAGGCUCACGUCCCAGAGCGUGGGAUACCUCAACAGGCUAUCGUCAUUCCAGUUUCCUGUCUCUGAGGAAGACUCUCCCAUCAACAGCAGAGAGGAGUCUGUCGCGAUAGCAAAGUUCCUCUGCCGCCGCCUCACCGCCCAUGGAUGGAUAAAACCUUCUUCGGGAGAUGGCUUCCAAGGAGGCGUGGUCCUCUCCACGGACGAGGAGGACGUCUUCGUCUCAGAGCCCGAGAACUGCUACCCGGAGCUCAUACCCUUCUGCCGCAAGCUCGACAUCGGCGCGCUGUGCACCAUGCAGGGCGACGUCGUCAACGAUCUCUUGCAACGCCUCCACCCCGACACCGCCGAGGUCGUCCUGGCAGCCGACCAGGUCGUACCCAUCCUAGGUUCGCGCCGAGACCUGAUCAACUCCGACUCCAGCGUCCGCCGCCGCGACUUUGCGUGCUUCAUCAAGGACGAGAAGCUUCUCCUCGCGUGGAGUACGAAUGCCAAUGCGCUUGCGCCUCACAUGUCUCACCUCGAGACCAAGAUGAUGGAUGCGAUAUGGGGAAAGAAGCUCAGCGGCCUACCCACACCCCAGCUUCGAUCUAGACAUCCCUCUCCAGCCCCCAAUUCAUACUCCCGCCCGGGGAGCUACCCCAUUCGCGUCAUCCUCAUUGAGAUUCGUCUGCUCGGGGCUGAAGCAUACAACCGCCUAGCCCUCUUGGUAACCCUCCCUAUAUUCAUGUUCAUGGGUAUGUUUGUGUUCACGGUGUUGUUCGGAUGCUUGUUCCAGGCCUUUGGCCCCAUGCAAGACAUCAUGAGCGGCAAUACCCGCUACUUCAGCGGGCGGGCUCCAGAGCUGUGGAGGCACCCCAACAUCGAGUGGCCCCACAUCACGAUCCAGAUGCCGGUAUACAAGGAAGGCCUCAAGGGCGUCAUCAUCCCCACCAUCAAUUCCGUCUUGCCUGCCAUUCAGCACUACGAGCGCCUCGGUGGCACCGCGUCCGUCUUCGUCUGCGAGGACGGCAUGCAAGCCGUGAAGCCCGAGAUUGCCGAGAUGCGUCAGAAAUUCUACCGCGCCAACAACAUUGGUUGGGUCGCGCGUCCGCCGCACAACAAGGACGGCUUCGUCCGCGCCGGCAAGUUCAAGAAGGCGAGCAACAUGAACUACGCGCUCGACUUUAGUCUUCGGGUAGAGGACGAGCUCCUCAAGUUGUGUCGGGAGAAGGCCGCGGAACUCCAGUGCCGUCCUGAGGAGAUCUCGGUCGAUAUGGAGAAUGAACUCUAUGAGAUUGCCCUGGAGAAGAUUCUUGCCGAUGACCAGGGUCGCACCAUGGCUGCAGGUAACAUUCGCAUGGGCGACAUUAUCCUCUUGAUUGAUUGCGAUACUAGGGUGCCUAUCGACUGUCUGUCCCUUGCCGCUAUGGAAAUGGAGGAGAGCCCCGAGGUCGCCAUUAUUCAGCAUGCUUCCGGUGUUAUGAAUGUGACCAACAGCUUUUUUGAGAACGCAAUCACCUACUUCACCGACCUCGUGUACCUUCUUAUCCGGUUCUCUGUCGGCAACGGCGACUACGCACCCUUCGUCGGACACAACGCGUUCCUACGGUGGAAGGCUCUGCAAAGCGUUCGGUUCACGGAUAAGGCUGGCAAAGAACAAUUCUGGAGUGAGGAUCAUGUAUCGGAAGAUUUCGACAUGUCCCUCCGACUCCAAACCGCCGGUUUCGUUGUGCGACUUGCUACAUACGAUGACGGCGAGUUUAAGGAGGGUGUAUCCCUGACUGUUUUCGAUGAGCUCCUACGAUGGGAAAAAUACGCGUACGGUUGCUCGGAGCUGAUUUUCAACCCCGUGUAUACCUGGCUCUGGAAGGGUCCCUUCACCAAGCUUUUCCUCCGCUUCCUUUGGAGUAACAUGAAGCUCUCGUCCAAGUUCACCAUUCUCGGCUACGUCGGCACAUACUACUCCAUCGCCGCCGCGCUCCCUCUCGCCUUUGCCAACUACUUCCUCACCGGCUGGGUCGCCGCCGACAUCGACCAGGCCUACUCGCACAGCUGGAGCGUCCUCGCGGGCCAACUCGUCAUCUUCGUCGCCGCGUCCCCGGUCCUGUUCGCCUGGUACCGCCACCGCAUCGGCAACAAGAAGUUUUGGUGGGGAAUCAUCGAGGCCUGGAAGUGGCUGCCCUUCUUCGUCGUCUUUUUCGGAGGCCUGAGCUGGCAUCUGUCGUACGCCCUCCUCGCCCAUCUCCUCUGCCUUCCCAUCGAGUGGAGCAGUACCGCGAAGGAGCUUGAGGGUUCCGGCUUCUUUAUUAGUUUGGAGAAAGUUCUGUCCACUUUUAAAUGGGCGCUCCUGUUUGCGGUUCCCACGGCUGGUGCAAUGGUCUAUCUUGCUCGAUUCGCUCCUGUGGGCUGGGAGAUUACGGACUGGACGACCAUUGUGCCCCUCGCCAAUCAGAUCGGUGGCCAUAUUGGUCUCCCUCUCCUCAGCAUUUUACUCUAG